AUGCAGCAUGCAAAUAAUUCUAAGGAAUCGAAUCAUCAAGUAACUCCAGGUGAGCUACGCGGAAGAUGGAUACAAGCUAAAAAUUUAGCUGAGACAUAUAAACGCGAAAAGGAAUCUAUGGUUAUUAAGUACGCUCAGAGUGAACAGAAACGAAUACAAUUAGAACAACAGAUUCACAGUCUGGAAUGUAAAAUAGGCCGUUUAUUUAAUUCAAAUAACUUCGAACAACAUCAACAGACGGAGGGAACUGAAAAGACUGAUGAUAGAGAUAAGUCUUCAGUGAAAAACCAACCUCAUAAAACAUCUGUGAUAAAUUCGUCGAUAGCAAACAAUGACUCAAAUGAGAAAUCUAACAUAGAACAUCUUCAAAAGGAUCUUGCUUUAGCUCGUGAGCAAAUCGAAAGCUUGUCUAAAAAGCAGUCCACUGAUGAGUCACGUAUCAGUACAUUAACGUCAAAGUUAUCUCAAGUUCAAGAGUCACUUAAAAGUGAGCAAAAGAAAUCUUCAUCGUUGAAUGAAAAUUUGAAUCGUGUUAACAAGUCUUUGGAAAAUGCACUAAAACAAGCAAAGGAGGCUGAACGUCUUCGUGAACGUGAAGCUGAACGCCUCUGUUCUGAAGUUGCACUCCAGGAAGCUCAGACUAGUUUAAAACAACUUAAAAUUGAAAACGACACUCUUAAGCAACAAUUGAAAGCAUUGGAAAAUGUAAAAAGUGAUCUUGAAAAAUCUCAAUCUCGUAUAGAUGAACUUACCAGUAAGUUAUCAUCCGCAAAUGAUUUGACAUUAGAGUUACAAUCAUGUAAACGUCGCGUUGACCAACUAUCAGAUUUUACACGUCGUCUAACUGAACGCCACGCAAAUCUACAAGCUGAGCAUCUAGUUACACUCAGUUCACUAGAAGAAACUAAAAAUUUAUUAAUUGAGAAGGAUGAAGAAAUUGUACAACUCAACGAGAAGCAUGAAAGUGAACGUAAAGAAUCAGAAGGGAAAAUGAAUACACUUCAGUGUGAACUCAAUGACUUAUCUGUAAAGUUGAACCAACUUAAUGAAUCAGAGAAUUGGCUUAAAAUUCAGUUAAAGGAAGAGAAAGAACGUGCUACAGCCAUUCGUAAACGUGAUGCUGCACGAAUUAAAGAUAUAUCUCGUGAAGUAACACACUGUUGUCAUUCAACAAUUAAUCCUCCAUCCGAUUUAGAAAAUGAAUCGAAUUCAAAAUCGUCUACGAAUUCUUUAGAUGGUUCACUGAAAUCUUUGGACUUAACUCAAAUUAUUUGUGAGCGAGAAAAUGAAAAACUUGUUAGUCCUGUGUCAACACUACCAAUGAAGAUUACAAUAACUAACCAAUUAGAUGACUGUUUGUCAUCGUCAGUUAACAAUAAUAAUAAAAUUGAUAAUUGUGAAUCAACAGUUGUUGAAAUAUCAUCUAACUUCAAUUGUUCAGAACGUGAUGUACUUCUAGAGAAAAUUGAUCGUCUUCAACGUAGUCAAGUAAAAUUAACAGACAAAAUUGAAUUUUUUCAAGAACAUUGUUAUCAACUUACAGAAGAAUUAAAUAAAAAAAGUAAAGUUAUUCAGAAUCUCCUUGUUUCAAUUGAUAAACAUUGUGGAUCAACAAAUUCAUUUAUUGAUGAUAAUAAUCAUAGUAACAGAAAAAUGUUAAAUGUUAAUCGAAAAUAUAAUUCGAUUAUAUCUUCAUUAUCUAGUGGCAGUGCCAAGACAAAAGCUGCCGAUACAGAAUCAUGUCUUGGUGAUAAUACUCAAAAACUUCAAAAUUUACUAGAGGAUACAAUAUUCAAGAAUAUCACAUUGAAAGAAAGUUUAAAUAAAUUGGGCCUAGAAAUAUCCAGUUUACGUUUAGCUCAUGGACGUAUACUAAACUCCGUUUGUGAUUUAUGUAAAAUAAGCAUUGAAGAUAUACUUAAAACAUCGGGAAAAUCUAUUCAUCAAUCACAACACUCAAACAAUCAUUCAGCAGCUCAAUCAAAGUCAGAACCACCAAUAUUUCAAAAUGGUGGUGUCAAUGCAUAA
This is a messenger RNA of Schistosoma mattheei, 2028 nucleotides long. The record is from the annotation of a GenBank genome assembly. NCBI's taxonomy places the organism in Eukaryota, Metazoa, Platyhelminthes, Trematoda, Strigeidida, Schistosomatidae.